UCACAUAAAAAGAAGCUGAAUUUGUGAAGCGACGUUGUUGCGUUACGGACAGGUUUUAGCGUCGGACCGAUGGGAUGUGCAGCAGAAGCUGGUGUCUACGGCUGAAAUAUCUGAUAUUUAAUGUAGGAAAUCUUGUUAUAAAUCACAGUAGUGUUUCUUUGUUCGGUUUGUAAAAUCGGGAAUCAAACUGAAACAUCAAACUGAAACGGCUCAGUGCUGUUGCGCAUGCGCAUCGCUGAGGGUGUUUUUUCUUCUUCUGUGAUUUCAUGUGGAUUCGUCUGGUCUCAGGUGUGUGGUCGUCGAUGUCGCUGUGGAACAUCAUCACUCGACUGAACAACAAACAUGACGUCUACACCAAAGGUUCACCACUGUGAGGACUGUGAGAAAGACUUCAACACAGCGUAUCAGUUAAAGAUUCACCAGAGAGUUCACACCGGAGAGAGACCGUACAGCUGCCACUUCUGCGACAAAACGUACACGACUAAAGGGAGUUUACUGAUGCAUCUGCGCGGUCACACCGGAGACAAACUCUUCAACUGCGACUUCUGUAACAAACCUUUUAAAACCAGAAGAGACGCUUUAGUUCAUCAGAACGUCCACACCGGAGAGAAACCGUACAACUGCGAACAGUGCGGGAAAACAUUCUCUCGGUUGUAUCACCUGAAGCGUCACCAGGCCCUUCAUACCGGAGAGAAACUGCAUCGAUGUGUUUCUUGCGGGAACAGCUUUGCCCGGCGAGAAAGCCUGAUCAUCCACCAACGGAUCCACACCGGAGAGAAACCCUACCACUGUGACGACUGCGGGAAGCGAUUCACCAACCUGCACACCUACAGCGACCACAGGAACAUCCACACCAAAGAAACCAUCUUCUCCUGUAAACACUGUGGGAAGGUGUUGAGCUGUUACAACGCCCUUCAGGUCCACGAGCGCAUCCACACCGCAGACAAGCGCUACAAGUGCAAACACUGCGACAAAGCCUUCAUCACGUCUACGCAACUCAUCAAACACGAGCGCGUCCACACCGGAGAGAAACCCUACUGGUGCGGUCACUGUAAGAAGAACUUCAAAUGGUCUGAACAGCUGAAGAAACACAAGUGUACGGAGCUGGACCCGACCCAGAUGGACCCGGACCAGACUUCCAUGUUUGGAGUCAUGUGUUCGGCGACUUCACUUCCUGAAACAACAAACAUGAAUUCUACACAAAAGAAAACUUACCGCUGUGAUCUCUGCGACAAAGAGUUCACCUCGACAAGUAAAUUAACAACUCAUCAAAGAGUUCACACCGGAGAAAGACCCUUCUGCUGCGAACUCUGCGACAAAACCUUCAAAAGAUCCGAUCAUCUGAUGAUUCAUCUGAAACUUCACACGGGAGAAAAGCUGUUCAACUGCGACCAGUGUGAGAAAAUGUACACGACUAAAGGAAGUCUAAUGAUUCACCAGAGGAUUCACACUGGAGAGAGACCGUUCAGCUGCAAGCACUGCAACAAAUCCUUCAAAAGAUCCGAACAUCUCACCAUCCACCAGAGGGUGCAUACUGGGGAGAAACCCUUCAACUGUGAGUUCUGCGAGAAACCGUUCAAAACGAAAAGAGACCUGACUGUUCACCGGAGAGUUCACACAGGAGAGAAACCGUACACUUGUGAGUUCUGUGGGAAAACAUUUGCCAGACCGGCCAACUAUCGCCAGCACCAGCGCAUCCAUACCGGAGAGAGACCAUACAACUGCAAACAGUGCGGGAAAAACUUCUCCCAGUUGACCAAUCUGAACCAUCACCGGCUCAUUCACACCGGAGAGAAGCAGCAUCACUGCAGCGAAUGUGGGAAAUGUUUCACCCGGCAGGAACACCUGGUCGUCCACCAACGCAUCCACACCGGAGAGAAACCCUACCACUGUGAGCCCUGCGGGAAAAGGUUCACACAUCUUAAUGCCUACAGAAUCCACAAGAACAUCCACACCAGAGAGACCAUUUUCUCCUGUGAACAUUGUGGGAAGAGGUUGAGUUCAUACAAAGCACUCAAAGAACAUGAACGUGUCCACACCGGAGAAAAACCGUACAAGUGUGAGCGCUGCAACAUGAACUUCACCUGGUGUAACCAAAAGAGGAGGCACAGGUGUGAGUGAGGACACCCGCCAUCAUUGUUACUCAUCUAUAUGUUUACACAAAACUAGAUAUUUUCUCUUAUUUAACCCUUUCAUGCAUAACAUCCACAUUUGCUGACACAUAGUUUAAGUUCACUUUCCAAAGGGUUAUAAAGGCAAUAUUCUCCAAACCAUAUGGGGGCAGUCUCUAUAGACCUUAAGCAAUAUCAUGAAAAGAAGUAUCAGCUUAGUUUUAGAAUGUGGACUGCUCUGUGAUCUCAUAAAGUUAAACUCCAAAGACCCCACCAUGGGUUUUCUGUCCAUGUUUGUGGACAAGAGUUACACAGCUUUAUAUAAAAUAAAUAAAUAAAUAAAUA
Sphaeramia orbicularis (orbiculate cardinalfish) is the source of this 2456-nucleotide messenger RNA. RefSeq names its product zinc finger protein 420-like. Gene Ontology annotation, cellular component: nucleus. The transcript has 6 exons. NCBI's taxonomy places the organism in Eukaryota, Metazoa, Chordata, Actinopteri, Kurtiformes, Apogonidae. Gene Ontology annotation, biological process: regulation of transcription by RNA polymerase II. The coding region runs from base 343 to 2121 and encodes 592 amino acids. The record is from RefSeq and is a predicted model, not a curated record. Gene Ontology annotation, molecular function: DNA-binding transcription activator activity, RNA polymerase II-specific; RNA polymerase II cis-regulatory region sequence-specific DNA binding.